AUGACCUACCGUCUGGAUGCUGAUAUCUUUGUCCCAUACUCUCAUCUUGUGUUUAGUCCAAAGCCACUGAAACAAAGACCGGAUUACUAUAAGAUCGCCAAGAGCAAGACAAAGACGGCUGUGUGGAUGGUUAGUAAAUGUUCGACGCCUAACAAGAGACUGGAGUACGUCAAGGAGAUGCAGAAAUACAUCGACGUUGAUAUAUUUGGAGCAUGUGGACAUCCCUGCCCUAGGUCCAACUCCAACUGCAACAACUGGACGACCACAUAUAAAUUCUACCUCUCCUUCGAGAACUCUCAUUGCAAAGAUUAUGUCACCGAGAAAUUCUUCAAGUUAUUUCAGCAAAACGUCCAUGUGAUUCCUGUUGUGAGAGGCGGCGCUGAUUACCACACACACUUUCCCAAUGGUACCUUUAUCAACACUGCUCACUUCGAAACGGCCAAAGAUUUAGCUCUUCAUUUGAAACAUUUGGCUUCUGAUCUAGAGACAUACAGCAAGUACUUAGAAUAUAAGGAUUUAUACAGAAAUACUGGACCAGUCGAUCACUUAUGUAAAUUUUGCUCGUUUUUGCACACUCAUAAUUUACCCGCUUCGAAAGCGUACAAUUUGAAAAGAUGGAUUAAUGACAAUCAUUGUUACAAUCCUACAGAUAUAUAA
This is a messenger RNA of Candidula unifasciata, 657 nucleotides long. NCBI's taxonomy places the organism in Eukaryota, Metazoa, Mollusca, Gastropoda, Stylommatophora, Geomitridae. The record is from the annotation of a GenBank genome assembly.